This is a messenger RNA of Calliphora vicina (urban bluebottle blowfly), 2952 nucleotides long. RefSeq names its product vacuolar protein sorting 39 (gene Vps39). Gene Ontology annotation, biological process: autophagy; vesicle-mediated transport; endosomal vesicle fusion. Bases 88 to 2772 code for a protein of 894 amino acids. Lineage: Eukaryota; Metazoa; Arthropoda; Insecta; Diptera; Calliphoridae. Gene Ontology annotation, cellular component: cytoplasm; membrane. The transcript has 6 exons. The record is from RefSeq and is a predicted model, not a curated record. Gene Ontology annotation, molecular function: protein binding.
UUAUUUCUACUAUUCGAAACUAGUUAAAAUAAAGAAUAUUAUUACUUUAAUAGAAUUCCUAUUAAUUUAUUAAGUGCCAGCUCAAAAAUGCAUCAGGCAUAUCAUGUCCAUUCAAUAUUGAAACAAGGAGUUCACAUUGAAUCAAUAGCCGCCUAUGAUAACAAUGUGAUUUUGGGUACACGUAGUGGCCAAUUGAUAAUGUACUCGGUGGAUAAAAAUGGUGCCGUCGAUAUGCUUAUGUUCAGCAAGAAUUUCAGCAAAAAGUCCAUAGUUCAAAUGGAGGUGAUUGCUGAAGAGAAUCUGCUAUUUGUAUUGACCGAUGGCAUGAUACAUGUUUGCGAUAUAAGUCGCACGGAGAAUAACUUUACUUUUAUACAUAGUUCUCAGUUCACAAAGGGAUGUAGUUUGUUUACAUUGGAUGCACAGACCACAAAAACUACCACGGGCAAAACAGAAACUGUCAUUCGCGUUUGCUGCGCUAUUAAGAGACGUUUACAAUUCUUUUAUUGGAAAUUGAAUAUAUUGGCUUCACCGGAAUUUUUCAUUGACCUUAAAGAUGUUCCCAAGGCUUUGUGUUGGGUACAAGAUCUCAUUUGUAUUGGCUAUAAGGAUGAAUAUGUCAUAUACAAUAUAAAAUUCAAUAAAACUGAAAAACAUGAUCUUAUUGUCACCUCUUCGUCACAUAAUUUGGACCCCUCCAUAUGUCUUCUCAAAGAUGACAUUUUGUGUAUUUCUAAAGAUGAAUAUCUAGUGGCAAUUAAUCUUCAAAACUAUAAAGAACGUAAAGAUGACAAAACAAAAGUACAAGGUUCCUUGGACCCAGUGGGUGCCAAAGGUAAAACCGCUCUAAAACCCAUGAUGUGGGGCAGUCCAUUGUUGGGUUUAGUUUGGGAUGAACCAUUUGUUGUGGGUCGUGUUGCUAGCGGCAUAGAAGUGCGUUGCUUAGAUGCCAAUGGUUUGGACAAAGAUACACUGGUACAGUCUAUACCAGAGCUAAACAAAACAAAACAUCUAGUGCGUUCAGCUAAAGGUACAAUAUUUGCCGCUGCAAUUUCCGAAUUAUGGUGCAUAAGACUGGUAGAUAUUACCACUCAAAGGCAACAAUUGUUGCAACAAAAAAGAUAUCAAUUGGCUAUUGAAUUAACGAAUAUUUCCGAUGAACCAGAACUGUCCAAGGCUGAAACUAUACGCCAGAUUCAUAUGAGUUAUGCCAAAGAGUUAUUUGCCUUGAAGCAAUUUUCUGCUGCCAUGACUGAAUUUGAAAAAGCCCAAGCAAAUCCUUAUGAUGUCAUACGUCUUUUUCCCAAUUUACUGCAUGAUCAAUCGAAAACCAUUACAACAGAUAGCUUUGAUGCAGUGGUUCCUACAGCAGCCAUGCUGCAAUUGGAAGAUAAAGAUUUAGAAAAUGCUCUCUUGGCUUUAAUCGAGUUCUUGGCAUUGGCUCGCCAAAAGGAGGUUGUAAAACUACGCGACACCAAAAGUACUUCGAAAUCAUUAUUGUCCAUUAUUGAUACCACCUUAUUGAAAUGCUACUUGCAAACCAAUGACUCUUUAAUUGCUCCAUUGCUGCGCCUAAAUCAAUGUCAUUUAGAGGAAUCGGAGAAAACUUUACUAAAACAUGACAAAAUCUCCGAACUAAUUAUUCUGUAUCAAACAAAUGGCAAACACAAAAAGGCUUUAGAACUCUUACAAUCUCAAGCCACUAAGGAAGGUUCAAGUCUGUAUGGUUACGAAAGAACCAUACGUUAUUUACAACAACUGGGUGCCUCUCAUUGGCCUUUGAUAAUGGAGUUUUCAGAUUGGGUCUUAAAAGCCAAUCCCGAACAGGGUUUGAGAAUUUUUACCGAAAAUUUUAUAGAAGUUGAAAAUUUGCCUCGCGCAGCAGUAUUGGAUUAUCUAUUAACUCACCACAAGACAAUGGUUAUACCAUAUUUGGAACAUGUUAUUAAUGUAUGGCAGGAUACAAACACGUUUAUACAUAAUAUUCUUAUUAAGCAGUAUCGUGAAAAGUUGGAAAACAUAAUGAGAGAUUUGGAAAAUGAAGGUUCAAAUCAGAAAAAAGAACUGAACGAAGAACUCCAAGAAUACCGUAACAAAUUAUAUGAUUUACUGCAAAAUUCUACCAACUAUUCACCAGAUGUGGUUCUAAAAGAUUUUCCCACUAACAUACUGUUGGAGGAGCGAGCUUUAAUCUUGGGACGUUUAAAGAAACACGAAAAAGUUUUAGCCAUUUACAUACAAAUAUUGGGAGACGUAGGGAAGGCUUCUAAAUAUUGUGAAGAAAAUUAUGAAGAUGAUCAUGAUAUAUUUUUUACCUUGCUAAAAACCAUACUUAACCCACUACAGCAACCUCCUUAUGAAAAUGUUGAACUUCACAAAGAUUUCCUAAAGCCCAAUCAUGAUAUUGUUUUGGAAAUACUAAAUAAAUACGCUUUAAAAAUAGAACCUAGCAAAAUAUGGCCGUAUUUGCCCAAAGAUUUGCCAGUUUAUCGCAUACAAAACUAUUUAGAUACGGUUUUGCGCCAACAAAUGGCCACACGUAGUCAGUUGGAAAUUAAAAAGGGCUUACUAGAGGCCCGGCUAAAACGUUGCACUGAAUUGGUGUUGGAACAACAGAGCAUACACUUUGAAUUGACCGAAUUUAGUGUUUGUCCCGAAUGCAAAAAACGUUUUGCCAAUCAAAGUGCCUUUGUGCGUUAUCCCAACGGAGAUGUGGUGCAUCUAUCGUGCCAUGAUAAGAGAGUAAUGGCUGCUAAUUUAUUUGGCAAUUGAUUGUGUUUCCCACUUAAUCUAUUAUACUUAAUUGUUACAUUAACUUUAUUCUUUAGAUUUAUUAAGUUUCCAAACAAAUAUUCAUUUGAAUAACUAUAAUAUUUAAAAUAUAUAUUUACUAUGUACAGAAAAUAAACCAUAUUUAUACUGCUAAAUAAAUGUUUUCUUGAGGAAACAAAA